This is a messenger RNA of Suillus paluster, 1723 nucleotides long. Its product is annotated as NIF-domain-containing protein. The transcript is spliced from 4 exons. NCBI's taxonomy places the organism in Eukaryota, Fungi, Basidiomycota, Agaricomycetes, Boletales, Suillaceae. The coding region runs from base 206 to 1516 and encodes 436 amino acids. The record is from RefSeq and is a predicted model, not a curated record. Gene Ontology annotation, molecular function: protein serine/threonine phosphatase activity.
UGAGUUGAGGUCACGCGUUAUAGUUGCGCGCUGGCACUUGACCCCAGUACUACUACUUUUUGGCACUUCCUUAUACAACCUCGCAGUCGCUUUAGUACUUCAACUCUGUUUUUCUUCUUUUUUCUUCUUCGCGAGUUCGCCUUUUCACUAGCUCGUUCAUUCGAGCCAGCGUAAGCUGCGGAGGUAACACGCCAGCAGCUCAGCAAUGAACUCCCUCACAUACAUUUCGCGCCAAUUCGAUGUAUUCGUAUCAGCUCGAACUCCUCCAUCAACUCCAGUCGACGAUAAGGACUCCUACUUUCUUCAUAGGGCCCUGUCUACUCGUAGAGGAUCAGAUUCUGGUACUUCUUUCAAGCGUACAAAUUCGUGGACAAAGAAGUCGCAGCCUCAAGGCCCAGACUUACGAUGCCCUCCACGACCGAAGCGCUCAUAUUCCUCUCCUUCAGGUUUCUUCCCAAUACCGAUUCUUAGGCCAUUUCCUCCUCCCCCUCCAGCAGAUGUUGCCAUACAUUCCAAAUCCAGGUUCAGAGUAAGAAGUGUUCUCAGACGUCUGUUCCUUGUUCGAGCCUUCGUCCUCGUUUGGAACACCCUCUGCGCUACUUGGGCACAGUGGACACCAGGAGAGAUCGAAACCAAGGGGAAACAGGAAUCGGUCGGCGAACGUCCCGAAGAGCCCCUGGGCGAGGCUACUGAUGUAUUGUUACUUGAAAUACAUCUGCCCUCGCCAUCAAUUCUUUCCCCACCAUCCCCGGAUAUUCCAUCUCAUGUCCUUCAAGUUAUCCCAUCCAAACCAGAUAUCGCCACCUUACCUACACCACCUCCUUCUCCAGGUCCCUCGCAUCCAUCCUCCCAACACUUACCAAGAGUUCCUCCAACUACUGUAACCGAUACCGCAUCAAGAUCUCCAACACCCACUUUGACUGCUACGCAUAAAACCCCAUUCCAUUUGCCAAAGACUCUCGUUCUUGAUCUCGAUGAAACCCUCAUACAUUCGACUUCGAAACCAAUGUGUCAUUCAUCCAGUGGUUCUGGUCUUCUCGGUUUUGGACGCAGGAACAAGGGACACACAGUCGAAGUAGUCCUUGGCGGCCGGAGCACCCUUUAUCACGUAUACAAGAGACCGUUCGUCGACUAUUUCCUUCGCAAGGUUUCUUCUUGGUACACACUCGUUGUCUUCACUGCCUCCAUGCAAGAGUAUGCCGACCCAGUCAUUGACUGGUUGGACGCUGGACGUGGCAUUCUUGCACGCCGUUUAUUCCGAGAGUCGUGCACCCAACUUCCUAAUGGAUCUUAUAUCAAGGAUCUGUCCAUAGUAGAACAAGAUCUCUCUCGUGUUUGUCUGAUCGAUAACUCGCCAGUCAGUUACCGUGGCAAUGAAGCGAAUGGUAUACCCAUAGAGGGUUGGACACAUGACCCACUCGACGAAGCCCUACUCGAUUUAUUGCCCAUCCUGGACUCGCUGCGCUUCACGGGGGAUGUGCGGAGGGUAUUGGGCAUUCGCGGGUUCUCCUCGUAGUAUUCCUCUAACACCCAUCCUUGACUGACUUUCUACCUCAUGGUCCCGAGUUCAACAUCACAUCAUUCUGCAUGUCACAAUUUGCAUUUUGCACGCACGCCUUGCUGCAUAUCAAACUCAUAACUUAGUACAGGCAGUUUCGUUACAUAAUUUAAUACUGCUUAUCCUGUACACUAUCUCAAAUUUCACAACAACACGACCAGUCGU